AUGAAGGCCGUCCACAUCUACAUACGGACGAUUAUCUCGGCAGAAUUCCGGAAGAAUCGUGAAGGCCGUCCCCUCGAGGAACACAGCCGCGGCCGCCGCUCUGGCCCUUCCGGCUUCCCAGCCCUAGUUCCGGCGAGCUCCGGAACUUGCUCCCACGACGGCCAGCCACCGAUCCACGAGCUGACGAGGAGCCCGAUGCCACCGGGGGGAGGAGAAGCAAGCAAGCAUGGCCGCACGGGGAAGGAGCAGAGCCGCCCGCCGGCGAUCCGCCGCCGCGACGUGUCCCGUCCUGCGCCGCCGUUCCCGGCCGUAGCUUCUCAGAGGAGGAAGAAGAGGAGGCAGAGGCAGCCGGCGACGGCGGCGGGGAGCGUCUCCUCCGAGGGCCCCCUCGUCGAGAUCCUGGCACGGCUGCCCUACCCGUCGCUCUGCCGCUUCCAGUGCGUCUCCAAGCAGUGGCGCGAGCUCUGCUCCGACCUCAUCGGAACCAUCAAGAGUGCGCCGCAGAACCUGUCCGGAUUCUUCCACAACAACUUGGCCGGGAACCUUUGCUUCCGCAAUUUGUCCGGCGGACGGCCGCUGGUCGACGCUUCGCUCCCGUUCCUGCGCAAGACCUACCAAAGAUUCAAGCUCCAGCAAUGCUCCACCAGCCUCCUCCUCUGCAAGUGCUGGGAAUCGGAAGACGACGACGAAUUCGACUUUGUCGUGUGCAAUCCGAUGACCGACCGAGCAGUGAGUAUUUAACCAAAAACCACCACAAUUCACGGAACCGCGACGAAAAACUAUCACUUUGCGAUUUUGUCCCGAAAACUACCACUUUUUUGCUAAUCUAUGACUAAAAACUACCAAGUUGUGGAACCGCCCACUUCGCCGCGGUUAAUCACGUUUCUGCCAGGCCGGGCCCAUAUUUCAGGCGCCAGCGGGCCAACAUGUGCAGCCGGAGCCGCACUUCGCUGCAGGUGCAGCCGCGGAAGCCGCUCGCCGCUGGAGUCGCUGGCCGUGGCCGCGGGUGCCCCCCCUCCCCGCCGCCCUUCGCCCCUGGGGCCGCUCGCUGCGGCAGCCGCAGGUCGCCGUUGU
Molecule: messenger RNA, 1074 nt
Organism: Triticum aestivum (bread wheat)
Lineage: Eukaryota; Viridiplantae; Streptophyta; Magnoliopsida; Poales; Poaceae
Exons: 2
Coding region: 1-741 (246 amino acids)
Molecular function (GO): protein binding
Source: RefSeq, a predicted model, not a curated record